GACAAAAAUCACGUGAUCAUCUGGGCUGCCAUUUUGUUUCGUAUUGCUGUCGUGUCUAAAAUUACAGUAUUUUUUUCUCAAUUAUUAUUUAAAAACGCAUUGAUUGCAGUUAAAUUCAUCGCUCUGAUAUUAUACUCACUUCUCGUGCUCUGAUUAUCAAUCCUCUUGUUACUUCGUUGAGACACCUAGUUAAAUUAGGUUUUAUUUACAUUCAUCUGUAAUCAGCUCUCUUGAAUAAACUAUUACAAUGGCUGAAACUGCUUUGACUUUUGGUCCUGACUGAAUCUACAUCUUACAUGAGCCAAUGGGUAUCAGCAGAGACAUGAUCAAGUUUAAGAGGCAUUCACCGUGAAAGCAAACAAAAACCUGAUUGGUGAGUUUUGCAGGAUCCGUGCUUAUUCUGCUGGGGCAGCUGCAUCUAGUGCAGCUAAUCCGCCUACGGUGAUGAACAUACCAAAGUAUAGUUUAGCAGAAUAUCGCUAUGGGCGUGAGGAAAUGUUGGCCUUAAUACCUAAAGAUGCAAAAGUACCCACCUGUAUGAAAGAUUUUCCUCAUUUAGUUCGUGAGCAGUUUCAAAUGCCUUUGGCUUUGAUACCUAUGACUGAAGAUGAGCAGCGUCUUUGGACUCGAGUUAAUAGUGAUGCAGCUUUAAGAGCUUCUGGGAACCCAAGAGGUGGUAUGGGUAGAAUUGGGCGUGGUGGAUCUGUAGACAGAGGAAGAGGACGUGGUCGUGGCGGUUAUUAUCAGAGGGGGCUAAUACAUGACGAUGAUGAUGGUUUACAUGGUUUUUCACGUCCAAAACAAGUAGAGAGAAGUUUAAGUGCGAAUGAAAGAGAUAUGCGAUGGGAUGACAGAGAUCGACGAUACGAUCGACCUUAUUCAGGUCGGGGUAGCGGUGGUGAUGAUGGCUUUUUAAAACAAGAUAAUCCACGUGCACCUCACGAUUAUUGGAGGAAGUUUGAUAAGGAUGAUGAAGGAGAUUGGAGAUCUUCUGGAUCCCGAUCAUCUGACAGAAUUGGUGGCAGGGGCUCUUGGCGAAACAACUCAGAAAGAGACCGACAAGGUGCCUCAGACAGAAAUCUUCAUAAUCGUAACAUUAAUCCUAAUAGCAGGAGUGGUCCGAGUCCUCACAAAAAUCAUUCUUGGAAAGAACCUUCUGGUAAUAAUUUACCUGAAUGGAGUGUUGAAGAAACGAAUGAAACUGAUACUGUGGGAACUUUUGAUUCUAGUGGAGCCUUUUUGGAAACAAAAACUUCUGAAGAUGCAAGUGUGGAUGAAAUAUAUCUCUCAGACUCAGCUGAUGAAGGGUCUUCUAAAGAAAACCCAGAAGCAGACAAAAAAAAUCUUAAGAAAUUGCCAAAAUCUACGCCAAAUAUUUCAAGUAAUAAAACCUCUUCAAACAAGAAGAAAAUAGACAGCACCUCAAGAGAAAAUAAAACAGAAGUAAAACAAGCUCAAAAUAGUCCUGAACUUUCAAAAAAUAAUUCUAAAAACUCUAAAACGGGGGUCACGAAGUCUGCUAGUGAAGUGAUAAGAACUAAAUCAGAUGCUCAACUACAGCAACUUCGUUCUCAACCAGAAUCUGAAUUCAUUCCAGAUCCAAACACUAAUGUGCCUGUUGUAAAUUCAAAAUGUAAUAAAGUGGAGGAGUCGGUUGUGUUAAGUACUUUAAGAACUUCUGAUAAUGCCACUCCGACAAGUGGUACUGCAGAAGAAGAUGCAUUUGCCCACCAUAAAAAAGCAACUGAAAAUAUGGUUGCUCAAUGGACAGAAGAAGAGGAACAGCAGGCUAUUUCUCAUACUGUAGACAUUCAUGCACCUCACGAAAAAGAAACUAAAUGGUUUUAUCAAGAUCCACAAGGUGAUAUACAAGGCCCAUUUAAAUCGCCAGAAAUGCUGGAAUGGUUUACCGCUGGUUAUUUUACAGAAGAUUUAAUGGUCCGAAGAAAUUAUGAUGAAACGUUUCAUAAACUAGGUGAUCUUAUUAAAGUUUGGGAUAGAGUACCUUUCCUACCUGGUAAUCUACCUCCACCCAUAAGGGUCACUCCCCUUUCUUCAUCAAUUCCAACACCAAUUACUCAAACCAAUGUGCCUAACCCAGCUACUACAUCUACACCUUCUCAGUUGCCAAAACAAGAUGACUUACUGGCUCUGCAAAGACAACUGUACCAGCAGCAGCUUAUGCAACAACAGUUAAUUAUGAGGCAACAAGCUCAAAUGCAGGCACUCCUUUCCCAGCUAAAACAACAAGACAACUUUUCUAGUCUACCUUCUCAACAGCAACAACAAGUACUUUUGCAACAAUUUAUGUCACAACAGCAAAUGGCAAGGCCAAAUGUCAAUCCCUUGGCUGAUCAGCCACCCAUGUUAGAUCCUUUAUCAACACUCCCUCUUCCAAUGCUUGGUAUGUCUAUGCCACCCAUGAUGAGCGACAUGAACCUGUGGAAUACAGCUGGUUCUGGAGCCUGGCCAAUGAAUAUGAGUAAUCCUCAACCAACAGGUGCUAGCAUUUGGGAUAUGGAUCUUUUAAAAUCUAAGUCUGAAGAUUCUGAAUCUGGAAAGAAGAUGACUGAAGAACAAGAAAAAUUGAAAAAAGCUGAAGAGCUUAGACUGGAACAAGAGCUUGAAGAAAAAAGACGCCAAGAAGAAAUCAAACGUAAACAAGAGGAAGCAAAACUUCUCCAGGAGCUGCAAAAGCAGGAAGAAGAAAAAAGAAGAUUAGAAGAAUUAAAGCGUCAUCAAGAAGAAGAACGGAGGAGACAGGAAGAGCUUAGAAUACUUGAAGAGAAAAAACGGCAAGAAGAACUUAAAAGACUCGAAGAAUUGAAGAGACAAGAAGAAUUAAGAAAACAGGAAGAGCUCCGAAAGCAAGAAGAGUUGCGAAGACUAGAAGAAUUGAGAAAGCAAGAAGAACUAAGAAAGCAAGAGGAGCUCCGAAAACAAGAACAGAGAAGGUUAGAAGAAUUGCGAAAACAAGAAGAACAGAGACAAAUGGAAGAGCUUCGAAAGAAAGAAGAGCAACACAGGCAAGAACAAGAAAAGAAACUAGAGGAAAAGCGAAAAAGGGAAGAAGCGUUGAAAGAAGAAAAGAGAAAACUAAUUGAGAAAGAACAAGAGAAAAUCUUAGAGAUAGAACGUCAAAAAGAAGCUUUACGAAUAAAAGAAAUUGAAAGAGAAGAAAGGUAUCUUGCUGAGAAGAGAGAAAGAGAAGAACUUGAAUUAAUGAAGUUAGCUGAACUCAAGCUUGGAUCACAAGGUCCAGUGUGGGGAAUUCAAAACUCACAGUCUUCAAAUGAGCUAUCUCUUGCAGACAUACAAAGACUUCAAGAAGAAAAGGAAAGAGAAGAAAGACAAGAGAAACUCCGACAACAAUCAUUACAACAACAGACUGUAAAGACAGUUCAACAGAAUAAAAGUAGCCUUAGUUGGGCUAAAAGAGCUACUGAUACUCAGCCAGCUGUUAAGUCUCUCUUUGAAAUUCAACAGGAAGAAGCUGAAAGGUUAGCUCAAAUUCAACGCACAUCAAAGCCACAGCCGCCACCCCAGACUUUAAGCUCCAACGCAGGAGUUUGGGGUAAUACUAGUCACUUAAACAAAAUCACGGCUGCGCCUCAAACAUGGAACACGAGUAAUGUGUCUUCAACGACUGGUUUCUGGGAUGAUGUAAUUAGCAACAAUUCGCACUCUAGAAAGCAGCCUCAAAAGACCAGUGAAACCAGUGCCUUUCCUGCUUUAGCAAAUCGUGGGCAACCUGCCACUGUAAAUAAUAAAAGUAAAAAUGUCCGAGCCAAAAAAGAAGAGGAUGCUGUGACAAGAUUAUUUGGAUCUCACCACAAGCCCACCGAUGAGUUUACCAAGUGGUGCACAGAUGCUCUUUCGUCUAUGCCCUCUUCUGUUGAUGUUCCCACUUUUGUUGCAUUUUUGAAAGAUAUAGAAUCUCCAUAUGAGGUUUAUGAUUAUGUAAAAUCUUAUCUUGGAGAAGGCAAGGAACCAAGAGAAUUUGCCAAACAGUUUAUUGAAAAGCGAAGUAAAUAUCGUAACCAAACAAAGCAAGCUCCAACUGAGGAAAAUACUCUUUGGGGACCAGCACCUGCCAUCACGCCCACUGUAAAUAAAACUCCUGUACAAACUUCUAACGACUGUGAUGGCAAUUCCAAUGCCAAAAGUAGAGCAAAGAAAAAGAAGAACAGGAUGCAAAAGCUGGACAGCUCAAUGCUCGGCUUCACCGUUCAAUCAAAUCCCGACCGAGUGAAUGUUGGAGAAAUCGAUCACAUUGAAGGGAAUUAAAACUCGUUUGUUUGCUCUGGUGCUGCAAGUGUUUCAUCUUCGUUAAAGCUGAAGGAGAAAAACAAUUUCGGUCGACAAAAAAAAAAAUUAUGUGAUAUAUAAAUAUAUAUUUAACAAAUUUAAAUUAACCAGCCAUCAUCUUGUGAUAUAAAAUAUCAUUGUACAGUAUUCAAUAAUAAUAAAAGGUCGCUAAAAGUGUCACUGCCAAUGGAAAACUGUUUUCCUUUAAAUCUAUUAAAUUUAUACAAUAAAAAUAAUUGUAUGGACACUUCAUAGACAGAUGACAUUAAAAGUCUAAUUGUAUGACCCUUUGAUCAAAGUGUUAACUUUGAUACAAGUUGUGUAGACAUUGUAAAUAAACUUGUAAAUGGCAGCAAAACUACUGAUUGCUUUCUGAUUGGAGAGAAUAAUCAUUAUCUAAUGAAAGUAAUCAUAAUAAUGAAAUUUUAAUCUAAUAUAAUUUUUGUACAAUAUGUAAAUUACUAUACAUAACUGAUAUGACUAAAUAAUGUCAACAGCUUCUAAAUAAAAAUGUUUCACUUGCUUUUAA
Molecule: messenger RNA, 4837 nt
Organism: Parasteatoda tepidariorum (common house spider)
Lineage: Eukaryota; Metazoa; Arthropoda; Arachnida; Araneae; Theridiidae
Source: RefSeq, a predicted model, not a curated record